AAUCUUCUACAAUGUACGCAUACGAUUCCAUUGCCCCCAAUUUGCUAUCAGUUCAAAGCUACUGAAAGUAAACACUUUUCAUUUCGCUCUAAAAUGGGGAUGAGAUGAAACGCGAUGAAUUGAAUCCAAAAGCUUAACAAGCUGAAAUUGCCAAAAUUCUUUACAUGAUGGCGCAGGGUUUCAUUUUGCGACAAAGACUGAGUUCUCAACAGACAGUGAUUUAGAAUUUUGGGUGUUGUAGCCGUCUGCCAUGGUUUCAAUUUCAAUUACUUUUAUUAGAGAAGAAAAUGUUGGAUUCAAUACGUCUUCUUCAUGAGCACUUCAAUUAUCUUAUGCAAAACUUUGAAUUUUCUUAAUCGCGGUGUGUACCAAUACCAUAAAUCUUCGUUUCUGCAUAAUAAAUCAAAUAUCGAAGUUCAUUUGGUAGGUAGUGGAAGAAGAUUAUCUGGGUUUAUACCUAAUGCUGAAAAGGAUUAUUCAAGGAAGAGAUCCUGGUGGAAGAAAUUCUUUUUUGAUGAUGAUGGUGACUGGUUUAGUUUGAAAGACGAGGAUAUGCUUGAGGUUGAGGAGAAUGUUAAAGAAGAUGAGGAAUUGUCUGAGGAUGAGAAGUUUGAGGCUUGGAAGAGGAGAGCAGAGGCAAUAAUGGAUAUCCGGGAAGCACAAGAUGGUUUGAAGAAUGAAGAGAAUCGGAGAUGGGAAGACUGGCUUGUGGAUGGGCCAGCUAGUGGAAAUGGUUCAUCAUGGGGUCAAGAAUUGAACAGUGAAAACCGAAGGGAAUCCAUAGAUGAUCAAAGCGAAAUGAUUUCCGAUGGAGGUUUGGUCAAGUCCAUGGCAGAUGGAGGUUUGGUCAAGUCUAUGGCAGAUGUAGUAUUUGGCAAGAAAGAUGACAUGCUCUAUGAAGACAGAGUUUUUCAAUAUGCCUCCAUAAAUUCAGCAAAGUUUUUGGCAGUAUUGGUGGUUAUACCAUGGGCGAUGGACUUUUUGAUACAUGACUAUGUUCUGAUGCCAUUUUUGGACAGGUAUGUAAAGACAGUGCCACUUGCUGCUGAAAUAUUUGAUGUAAGAAGACAUCAAAAGCUAGACAUGGUUAAAGAGAUAAAUCUGGCAAAGGCAAGAUACCGACUUGAGGUCGAGAUAGGAAAAUCUCCGCCUCUUUCUGAUGAGGAGCUUUGGCUGGAAUUACGACACAAAGCGUUAGAGUUGCAAGAUGAGUGGAGAUUGGAAAACCGUCGAGCAUUUGCUAACAUAUUGUCUGAUAUGACGUUUGGAAUCUCGUUAUUCAUUCUUUUGUGCUUAAACCAGAGUCAAGUGGCUUUGCUAAAAUUUACAGGUUAUAAGAUACUAAAUAAUGUUUCAGAUACUGGGAAGGCAUUCCUUAUUAUACUUAUCACGGACAUUUUUCUUGGGUAUCAUUCUGAGUCCGGCUGGCAGACUUUGUCAGAAGUGAUCCUAGAGCAUUAUGGAUUUCAGGUGGAUCAAGCUGCAAUAACCAUUUUCGUCUGCUUCAUUCCUGUCAUACUUGAUGCGUGUGUAAAGCUUUGGUUAUUUAAAUUCCUCCCAAGAUUAUCUCCGAACGUCUCAAACAUAUUCAAUGAAAUGAAACGUCACUAGAGUGAAUCAAAUCUCUUCCUUGGACCAUUCAUUUAGACGAGGGAAAAGGGGGCCAUUUGUUUCUAAACACUGGUAUGUCAUGAUUCAAGAUUGGAUAUCGCAAGCCCAUUGAAAGAUAUUCUUACAUAAAUUUAAACAAUAUCUACUCGAGACAUGGAUAUAAUGUCUUCAUCAUUUCUCGGUUAUAAAAACCUUCAAUUAUUGUAUGGCAGACAGAAAUGCCACCAUUUUGUGUUCUUAAUUUCUUUAAUAAGAACUGGUUUUGUCCUAUUUUGUAAGGA
Messenger RNA from Impatiens glandulifera, 1892 nucleotides. RefSeq names its product chloroplast envelope membrane protein. The record is from RefSeq and is a predicted model, not a curated record. The transcript has 8 exons. Gene Ontology annotation, cellular component: membrane. Bases 313 to 1611 code for a protein of 432 amino acids. Lineage: Eukaryota; Viridiplantae; Streptophyta; Magnoliopsida; Ericales; Balsaminaceae.